ACGCUGCCCCGCUAUCUACAACUCAGUUCAACUGGGGUUGAACGGCCGUCAUGUAAGACUUUUAAGGGAAAGAAGCAGUCGGAUUCCUGCUUUAGGCUACCUUUACUUUGAUCUGGGAGAAAUCCAGAGAUGUUCAAGAUGAUCCAGGUAAUCUGUUUGACAGUGCUGCUUCCUGAAGUGGUUCUUUGUGCUCAGGGUCACUUUGCCCAGAAGCUCCUGAAUGACCUGAUGGAGAAUUACUCCAGUGCCCUGCGGCCUGUGGAGGACACAGACAGAGCGCUUAAUGUGACAUUACAGAUCACCCUCUCUCAGAUAAAAGACAUGGAUGAGAGGAACCAGGUGCUGAUAGCUUACCUGUGGAUUAGGCAGACAUGGCACGAUGCGUACCUGAGGUGGAAUAAAGAAGACUAUGAUGGUCUAGAUGUCAUCCACAUUCCCAGCAGCCUAGUGUGGAGGCCCGACCUUGUCCUCUAUAACAAAGCCGAUGAUGAUUUCUCAGGACCAAUGGACACAAACGUCAAGUUGCGCUACAAUGGAGAGUUAACUUGGGAUGCUCCUGCCAUCACCAAGAGCUCCUGUGUUGUUGAUGUCUCCUACUUUCCAUUUGACAGCCAGGAAUGUAACCUCACCUUUGGUUCCUGGACAUACAAUGGCAACCAGGUAGAUAUCAUCAUGGGCAUGGACAGCGGUGACCUCUCUGAUUUUGUAGAAAACGUGGAGUGGGAAUGCCACGGUAUGCCGGCCACAAAGAAUGUGAUCAUGUACGGCUGCUGUUCUGAUCCCUACCCAGACAUCACCUACACAGUGCUCCUGCAGCGCCGCUCCUCCUUCUACAUCUUUAACCUGCUCCUUCCAUGCUUCCUAAUCUCCUUCUUGGCUCCUCUGGGCUUCUACCUGCCUGCAGACUCUGGUGAGAAGGUUUCCCUUGGAGUCACAGUUCUCCUUGCUCUCACUGUGUUCCAGCUCAUGGUGGCUGAGAGCAUGCCACCAUCAGAAAGUGUGCCUCUUAUAGGAAAGUACUAUAUUGCCACAAUGACUAUGGUAACAGCCUCCACAGCGCUCACCAUUUUCAUCAUGAACAUCCAUUUCUGUGGCGCUGAGGCCAAACCAGUCCCACACUGGGCAAAAGUGCUCAUUAUUGACUACAUGUCAAAGAUUUUCUUUGUCUAUGAAGUAGGAGAGAACUGUGCUUCUGGCUCCUCUGCUUCGUCUUCUCACUACCUUCAGGAUGAUGUGGUUAAUUCUCACAUUCAUGCAAAUGGAAAACCCAGAGGGCACAGCAGCCAAGAGGACCAUCAGGGCCACAGAUACCCAAGAUCUCAGCCUUACAAGCAGCAACAGCAGAGCAGAGUCAAAGUGCAGCACCACAUUAGAAGAGAUGACGGCAACCAUCUCUCCAGAUCAGGACCUAAUAGGUAUGAGGGCUCCAUCCGUAAAAACACACUGAGCGACUACUGUGUGGACCAAAAUCCUCAAGAUCCUACCAACGACUUUAAGUUUCCCUGUUGCCCUGAAGAUGAAAAGCCUCCACCUCUCGGUCCCACGGUAACCUUUGGCCCCUGCGUGUUCUGCAGCUUUGGCAGUGGGUUUCCUAAUGUGGACACCAAGUUAGUCCGCAACGUUGAGUACAUUGCUAAUUGCUUCAGAGAGCAGAAGGCCACAUGUGCCAAGGGGGCAGAGUGGAAGAAGAUUGCUAAAGUGAUGGACAGGUUCUUCAUGUGGAUUUUCUUCGUCAUGGUCUUCCUCAUGAGCAUUCUUGUCCUUGGCAAGGCGAAAUGACUAAGCACUCAAGAUUUGACUUAAUGAACAUUCCUUUGGCCAAACCCAUAAAUUCAAAUGGGUGGUUUUCCUUUUAACAACCAUUGCAGAUGUAGAUUUGUGAAAGUUAAACCAUUUAUUAAGGCAGAAGGCAAAAACUUGUACAUUGUUUGCCCAGUUUUACACAGGAAGUGUGACCCAGAAGUAACCCAGGUCCUAUUCCUAUUUCUUGAAGAACUUUCUGUAGCAGCAGUCAGUGGUUUGUUAAGCUUCCCAAGUUCUUAAAAAAAGUUGGUUUUACCUCCCUGUCAAAUCUUUGGCUAUCAAGGGUCCUUGUUUUAUUUCUAUCAUUCCCAUUUCCUUCCACCCAACUUUCCACUAAAAUGCUUGGAUGCAAAGUUUUCCUCUUUGUUGCACAUACACAUUCGUUGUCAUAAUAAUUUAGGAUAAGAUUUUGAACUUUUGUUGUUAGCAUUAUUAGUUAAUGUUCGUAUUACCACAUUUGAUCAAACCUGUGGUUCUUGUGAUAUCAGAAAAAUAUUUAUUUUGAAAUAGAAUUUUUGAUUUUUAUGCUUAAGGAUGUAAGGACAUAUUAUCCUAAUUGACAUAAUUAAAAGGACAGAUGAACUAUGGUCAGUUAGGAAGAAAACGGGUCAAUUUGAAGAUACUUGGCAGCUUAUAGAGACACAAUGUGAGAGAUAGAUUCACUUCCAAGGAUUGGAUUUUAUAAUGGAACAGUUUGCUAUUGAGUUGAUUAGGAUGCUGCAACAACACUAAGAUAAAGUUUUGGACACAUUUUAUAACAUAACCUAAACACCAAAAUGGUGACACUGACAGCAUUUUAGGCAUUGUUCUGCCCCCUGCAUAGGCGUGCCAAGUAUUUAUCAAAAUUUUGGAGUUACCCAUCCUAUUUGGCAAAAGCCUCAGUGCUGAUCUUUGCAGCCAUUGUGCAGCCCUAUUUAGAUUAAAGUGUUAAAAUCAAACCUGUUUGAGAGUCAUCCCUUUAGAGGACGUGGUUAUUACUGUGUGAUUACUUCUGGGGUGAAAGAGAAGGGGAAAAACCCUGAAGCAUCUGACCACAGAUGGUGUGCAGCCCCUUUAACAAGAUGGGUGAAAAAAAAACAACAAUAUAUAAAGAUUAC
Molecule: messenger RNA, 2900 nt
Organism: Cyprinodon variegatus (sheepshead minnow)
Lineage: Eukaryota; Metazoa; Chordata; Actinopteri; Cyprinodontiformes; Cyprinodontidae
Product: neuronal acetylcholine receptor subunit alpha-9-II-like
Exons: 6
Coding region: 130-1779 (549 amino acids)
Biological process (GO): regulation of membrane potential; chemical synaptic transmission; signal transduction
Cellular component (GO): neuron projection; postsynaptic membrane; synapse
Molecular function (GO): acetylcholine-gated monoatomic cation-selective channel activity; transmembrane signaling receptor activity
Source: RefSeq, a predicted model, not a curated record